AACACAACGAGAGAGAGAGAGAGAGGAUGGAGGUCAGAGCUCGCGCUCCCGGGAAAAUCAUUCUUUCGGGUGAGCAUGCUGUAGUCCAUGGAUCUACUGCCAUAGCAGCUUCCAUUGAUCUCUACACUCAAGUUACUCUGCAGAAAUUGAGCGAUUCAGAGAAUGGUGAAGGCUUAUUAAAACUUCAGCUCAAGGACAUGGGAUUAGAAUUUUUAUGGUCAAUUACAAGAAUUAAAGAGAGGCUUCGUGACCUGAGUACCCCGCUUCCCUCACAGCCAAUGGCAUGUUCCUCAGAAUGUACAGAAUCAAUUGCUGCUCUUGUUGAGGAACAGAAUAUACCAGAGGCAAAAGUGGGACUUGCUUCUGGAGUUUUGGCUUUCCUCUGGCUAUACAUUUCAAUCCAGGGUUUGAAGCCUGCAACAGUUGUGGUCACUUCUGAUCUUCCUUUGGGUUCGGGUUUAGGUUCUUCUGCUUCAUUCUGUGUUGCACUCUGUGGUGCUCUGCUUGCACAGUCAGAUGUUACAACUUUGGAUCUCAGCCCACAAGGAUGGUUAACAUUUGGUGAAAGUGAGCUUGAAUUAGUAAACAAAUGGGCUUUUGAAGGUGAAAAAAUAAUUCAUGGCAAGCCGUCUGGUAUAGACAACACUGUGAGCACAUUUGGCAACAUGAUCAUGUUUAAGUUGGGUAAAUUGACCUGCAUCAAGUCUGGUAUGCCACUCAGAAUGCUCAUUACUAACACAAAAGUCGGGAGGAACACAAAAGCAUUAGUUGCUGGUGUUUCAGAGAGGGCCUCUAGGCACCCAGAUGCCAUGAGUGCUGUGUUUUCUGCUGUUGAUUACAUCAGCAAAGAAUUCUCCACCAUUAUUCAGUCACCUGUUCAUGAUGACCUGUCUGUAAUUGAGAAGGAAGAGAAGAUCGAGGAGUUGAUGGAGAUGAAUCAAGGUCUGCUCCAAAGCAUGGGGGUCAGCCAUGCUUCUAUAGAAACUGUACUUCGAACAACUUUGAAAUACAAAUUGUCUUCUAAGCUGACAGGGGCAGGGGGUGGAGGCUGUGUUUUGACAUUUUUGCCAGCACUUUUAUCAGCGACAGUUGUUGAUAAAGUAAUUGCUGAGCUCAAGUCAUGCGGGUUUGAAUGCUUAAUAGCUGGGAUCGGUGUGAAAGGCCUUGAGAUCUGUUUUGGUGGUUCAUCCUGAUUUCUUUUUCAGGGUUAGCGUUAUAUUGAAGAUUUGUUUCCAGACGUGGAUUUUGCUACAUGAUGCAAUUUAAUGUGGAAACCCACCUUGGAAUGCUGUGCCCAACAUUCUUGACAUGCAACCUCUCUAUUACAAAUAUAUUGUCUAUGAUCUAUCCCAAUCAGAGCUUAUAUUAUCACUCAGACUAAGCAUAUUGGUUACGCUAGGUGUAUUGGCUAUAUAACCCAUGUGAGCUCAUAGCAGUUAUAUUGGAAAGAGAUUUUUGAAACA
Messenger RNA from Telopea speciosissima, 1463 nucleotides. Its product is annotated as mevalonate kinase. Gene Ontology annotation, molecular function: mevalonate kinase activity; ATP binding. The transcript is spliced from 6 exons. The coding region runs from base 27 to 1193 and encodes 388 amino acids. Gene Ontology annotation, biological process: isoprenoid biosynthetic process. Lineage: Eukaryota; Viridiplantae; Streptophyta; Magnoliopsida; Proteales; Proteaceae. The record is from RefSeq and is a predicted model, not a curated record. Gene Ontology annotation, cellular component: cytoplasm.